UAUACAAAACCGAGGUGUAUCGGUAAGCGGUCACUAUUCACGAUUGUGUUCUCUAAAGUGUCACCAUAGCGUUCACCAUUUGCAAGUUGUGUGCCCAUGUCGCAGCGGUCUCGGAGCAGGGAGGUGUGGGAGGUGCGUGCUUCAGCGUUGGCGCGCAACACCCAUAACACGAUCAGGGAGAUCGUCGAGAACUUGCAGGUGGAACCCCACCCUAAUAAGCAGCUUAUUGCUCUUUCCAUUGGUGACCCGACUACAUUUGGAAACCUUAAUCCACCAGACCAAGUCCUACAGGCAGUGCGGGACAGUAUAGAAUUGCAUAGUUCUAGAAGUUACGGGCCAGGUAAAGGACAUCAAGAUGUCAGGGAAGCGGUGGCCGAGUACUGCGCUCACCAGGGACCGAUCACGGCCGAUGACGUCAUCCUCUGCAGCGGCUGCUCACACGCCAUCGAAAUGGCCGUUACCGUCCUGGCUGAUGCCGGCCAGAACAUUUUGGUGCCGCGACCGGGGUUCCUGAUAUACAGAACCUUAUCCGAAGGCUUAGGAAUUGAAAUAAAAUAUUACAAUUUGUUGCCUGAUCAACAAUGGAAAGUAGAUCUUGAUGAUCUUGAGGGUCAAAUAGAUGACAAUACUGCGGCAAUAGUUAUUAUAAAUCCGUCGAAUCCCUGCGGUUCCGUGUACAGUAAAGAGCACUUGACUGAAAUAUUAGAUAUCGCGUCCAGAAAUCAUGUUCCCAUAAUAGCAGAUGAGAUAUACGAGCAUAUGGUGUUUUCUGGUAAUCAGUAUCAUGCUCUCUCCUCACUUUCAAUUGAUGUUCCUGUGCUGUCUUGUGGCGGACUGACUAAGCGGUUUUUAGUGCCUGGUUGGAGAAUGGGCUGGGUGAUCAUACAUGAUCGUCAGAACAUAUUUGGAAAAGAAGUUCGAAGAGGUUUGAAUAAUAUGACAACAAGGAUACUUGGCCCGAACACGCUAAUUCAGCGUGCGUUACCCGCUAUACUGCAGCUCACGCCGCAGAGCUUUUUCGACGAAGUUUUAAUGUUUCUAGAGGGCCAAGCUAAGCUGGCUUACGAAGCACUGCGCCGAGCCCCCGGACUGCGGCCCGUGAUGCCUCAGGGAGCCAUGUAUAUGAUGAUUCAAAUAAAGAUGUCUCUAUUUCCGCAAUUUGAAAAUGAGCUUCAAUUUGUCGAGAGGCUAGUGUCAGAACAAUCGGUUUUUUGUCUGCCUGGAAAGUGUUUCGAGUACCCGAACUACAUGCGAAUUGUGCUGACAGUACCGGAAGGUAUCAUGCGAGAAGCAUGCGAUCGCAUAACCGUGUUCUGCAGGGACCACGUUGCCUCCAGGGAUAAUCUACUCAUAAAAGACGUAGAUACCAAUUCCGUGUCGGUGGAGCCUGUCAGCGAAGUCAUCUGAAGACACAACCCAAUAAGUCGAAGUCUAGUCAAUAGGCCCACUUUGUCAUUCAUUUUAAGACGUAACACGAGGGGUCAAUUUCUCCAUACAAAUGCUCUCGACUAUUUAAAGAUUUUAUCGUAAUAUCUUUCAAUUCAUAUUAUUAAAUUAAAACGGGACUUAAUCGCGUAAAACUUACG
Molecule: messenger RNA, 1586 nt
Organism: Leguminivora glycinivorella
Lineage: Eukaryota; Metazoa; Arthropoda; Insecta; Lepidoptera; Tortricidae
Gene: Tat
Product: tyrosine aminotransferase
Exons: 5
Coding region: 97-1407 (436 amino acids)
Biological process (GO): aromatic amino acid metabolic process; biosynthetic process
Molecular function (GO): L-tyrosine:2-oxoglutarate transaminase activity; pyridoxal phosphate binding
Source: RefSeq, a predicted model, not a curated record